AGUGUCUGGGUUGUUGUUCCCCGGGGUUCCACUAGAUGUCCUCCUUCUCACGGUGCCUGUCCCAGAUCACUUCCUGUUCCCUUAUAUGGUCACCUUCCUCCUUGUUACCUGAUUGAUUGUUCACCCCACCUGUCUCCUGUUUCCCAAUUAUCCUUCUGUGUAUAAAUACCCAGUCUGUCUUAGUCUAUGUCACGGAGUCCUUGUCUGAUGUCAUUGUGUUUCAGGUCCAUCAGUCUUGCUUUGUCUUACCCUAUGUGUCUCAUUCUCUCGUUCCACCAGACUUCCUCUACCUUUCCAUUCUUCCGAGUUCCCCGUUUCAUCCGGUUCCCUUUUUGUUUGAUUUGUCUCUCAUGACUGUUUAUUUUGUAUUUACCCCUCUGUUUAAAUAAAACCCUUACCUGCAUUUGGAUCUACCCUCUCUUUGUGUUUUUCCCCAAUACCUAUCGUGACAGAAGGACUCCGUCAUGCCUAGAUCCAGCGGUGUGGGAUUUCGAAUCGGUUCCCCAGCCACCAUGGAGGAACGGAGGGGGAGAUACCAGAACUUAAUCACCCUUCAUCAAGAGGGAAGUGAGGUGGGUGGCCUGGCGCAAUUGUUUUGGACUAUGGCAGUCGGGCUAGGUUACAAUGAUGCAGCACUAAAGGAUUUAUUUAAUAAUUGCCUGGAUGAUCCUUUACCUUCAUGGGAGAUGAAGGGGUUAGAGAUACUGGACUUUUGGGGGUUUACCAAUUACCUGCACCAUCGUGCCCAGUGGAAUGCAACAACCACACCAGAGUGUCCAGACAAGGCUGCCAGCUCAGCCCCACAGCACAAGAUGGGCGCCAGCCCAACCCCACAACCCAAGAUGGCCACCAGCCCAGCCCCACAGCCCAAGAUGGCCGCCAACCUAGCGUCACAGCCCAAGAUGGCCGCCAGCCCUGCACCACAGCACAAGAUGGUCGACUCAACGCCACCAACUCCCCAUCGUAGAGGGCGGAGGAGGAGACAGGCAGCUGCUGUUUCCGAGGCGGGGCCCGAUGCAGUUCCCGAGGCGAAGCCUGAUGCAGUUCCCGAUGCAGUUCCCGAGGCGGUGCCCGAUGCUGUUUCCGAGGCGGUGCCCUAUGCAGUUCCCGAGGCGGUGCUCGAUGCAGUUCCCGAGGCGGUGCUCGAUGCAGUUCCCGAGGCGGUGCCCGAUGCAGUUCCCGAGGCGGUGCCCGAUGCAGUUCCCGAGGCGGUGCCCGAGGCGGAGCCCGAUGCUGUUCCCGAGGCGGAGCCCGAUGCUGUUCCCGAGGCGGAGCCCGAUGCAGUUCCCGAGGCGGUGCUCGAUGCUGUUCCCGAGGCGGUGCCCGAUGCUGUUUCCGAGGCGGUGCCCGAUGCAGUUCCCGAGGCGGAGCCCGAUGCAGUUCCCGAGGCGGAGCCUGAUGCAGUUCCCGAGGCGGUGCCCGAUGCUGUUUCCGAGGCGGUGCCCGAUGCAGUUCCCGAGGCGGAGCCCGAUGCUGUUUCCGAGGCGGAGCCCGAUGCAGUUCCCGAGGCGGAGCCCGAUGCAGUUCCCGAGGCGGAGCCCGAUGCAGUUCCCGAGGCGGUGCCCGAUGCAGUUCCCGAGGCGGUGCCCGAUGCUGUUUCCGAGGCGGUGCCCGAUGCAGUUCCCGAGGCGGUGCCCGAUGCAGUUCCCGAGGCGAAGCCCGAUGCAGUUCCCGAGGCGGAGCCCGAUGCUGUUCCCGAGGCGGUGCCCGAUGCUGUUCCCGAGGCGGUGCCCGAUGCUGUUCCCGAGGCGGUGCCCGAGGUUGUUCCCGAGGCGGUGCCCGAUGUUGUUCCCGAGGCGGUGUCCGUUACAGUUCCCGAGGCGGUGACCACAAGGCCGUGGUGGUCUUCGGCUCCGCCCUGGGAGACUCUGGCGGUGACCACGAGGACGUGGUGGUCAUCCGCUCCGCCCUGGGGGACUCUGGCGGUGACCACAAGGACGUGGUGGUCGUCCGCUCCACCCUGGGGGACUCUGGUGGUGACCACGAGGACGUGGUGGUCAUCCGCUCCGCCCUGGGGGACUCUGGCGGUGACCACGAGGACGUGGUGGUCGUCCGCUCCACCCUGGGGGACUCUGGUGAUGACCAUGAGGACGUGGUGGUUUUCUGCUCCGACCUGGUGGACUCCGGCCUCGACCACAGAGACGUGGUGGUCUUCCGCUCCGCCCUGGAGGGCUCUGGCCUUGACCACACGGCUGUGGUGGUCAUCUGCUCCGUCCUAGUGGACACCUCAACAUGUCCUUCAUGGACUUAUGUUUUGUGUUUUUUGAGUUCUGUUUCUGUCUGUUCUCUUUAGUUUAGUCUGGCCCUCCGUCCCUCCCCCUGUACCUCCUCCGGUCCUCCUCCCUCCUGAUCUCCCGGGUUUAUGUAUCAUUUCUGGUGUUUGUCCCCCAUGUGUUCCUUUUCUGGCCCUCCGUCCCUCCCCCUGAGCCUCCACCUGUCCGCCUCCCUCCUGGUCUCUGUGUCAUGUUUUGUCUUUAAGCGUCUGGUAGCCGCUCCGUAGAGGGGGGGUACUGUCACAGUGUCUGGGUUGUUGUUCCCCGGGGUUCCACUAGAUGUCCUCCUUCUCACGGUGCCUGUCCCAGAUCACUUCCUGUUCCCUUAUAUGGUCACCUUCCUCCUUGUUACCUGAUUGAUUGUUCACCCCACCUGUCUCCUGUUUCCCAAUUAUCCUUCUGUGUAUAAAUACCCAGUCUGUCUUAGUCUAUGUCACGGAGUCCUUGUCUGAUGUCAUUGUGUUUCAGGUCCAUCAGUCUUGCUUUGUCUUACCCUAUGUGUCUCAUUCUCUCGUUCCACCAGACUUCCUCUACCUUUCCAUUCUUCCGAGUUCCCCGUUUCAUCCGGUUCCCUUUUUGUUUGAUUUGUCUCUCAUGACUGUUUAUUUUGUAUUUACCCCUCUGUUUAAAUAAAACCCUUACCUGCA
Molecule: messenger RNA, 2920 nt
Organism: Carassius gibelio (silver crucian carp)
Lineage: Eukaryota; Metazoa; Chordata; Actinopteri; Cypriniformes; Cyprinidae
Product: retinitis pigmentosa 1-like 1 protein
Exons: 2
Coding region: 465-2219 (584 amino acids)
Source: RefSeq, a predicted model, not a curated record